Molecule: messenger RNA, 2606 nt
Organism: Malus domestica (apple)
Lineage: Eukaryota; Viridiplantae; Streptophyta; Magnoliopsida; Rosales; Rosaceae
Source: RefSeq, a predicted model, not a curated record
AGUGGAAUGAUCAUUUUAUACAUGGAAUUAUAUGUAAGUGUCGGCAUAUAAAGACUAGCAGGAGGAGCCAUCUUUCACUACGCAAAAUCAUUUUCUCACUUACAAGCUUCUACUUCACUUCACUUGUGUUUUUCUUGUCCUGAAUCCAAGAAAUGGCGGAAGGAGUUCUCUUCAACGUUGCCGGAGGGAUCAUUGAGAGGCUAGGCCCCCUUGCUUCCCAAGAGAUUGGAUUGAUUUGGGGUGCCCGUGAUGAGUUCCAGAAGCUCAAGGUGACAGUUGCCGGAUUUCAAGCUGUUCUUCUUGACGCUGAGCAAAAGCAAGCCAACAAUGAAGUCAAAGAGUGGCUCCAAAGCGUAGAAGAAGCAGUCUAUGAAGCCGAUGACGUGUUGGAUGAGUAUAAUACUGAAAAUCAACUGAGACAAAUGAUGCCUGGAAAUUCAAAGCUAUGUAAAGAGGUGCGCCUUUUCUUUUCUAGCUCAAAUCAACUUGUGUUUGGGCUAAUGAUGGGUCACAGGAUAAAAGAUAUUAACAAGAGGAUUAGUGAGGUUGCAUCUCGUAGACCCAAUUACUUAAAAGAUAAUUGUGAAGAUACACGAUUUAUAAAGAGAGAGAGUGUCACUCACUCAUUUGUCCCCAAGGAAAAUAUUAUAGGGAGAGACGAAGAUACUAGGGCAAUUAUCCAACUUUUGUUGCAUCCCAUCUCAACUAAGAAUGUGUCAACCAUUUCCAUAGUUGGAAUUGGAGGAUUGGGGAAAACUGCACUUGCCCGACUCAUAUUCAAUGAUCAGGAGAUUCAAAAUCAUUUUGAGUUGAAAAUGUGGACAUGUGUCUCUAAUGUAUUCGAGUUGGAUAUACUGGCUAAGAAAAUCCUAAAACAGCUUGAUAAGCAUCAUCUUGAGAGGGUGGAUAAGCUUGAUAUGGAUCAGCUGCAAAAUAAUCUUAGAGAAAAAGUAGAUGGGAAGAAGUACCUACUUGUGCUGGAUGACGUGUGGAAUGAGGAUCAAGAGAAGUGGCUUAGCUUGAAGGACUUGUUAGUGGGUGGUGGAGAAGGUAGUAGAAUACUAAUUACCACUCGUAGCGAAAUUGUUGCAAAGGCAUCACACACAACUAAAUUAUACACCUUGGGGGGUUUGAAUGAAGAGCAAAGUUGGACUUUAUUUAAGGAAAUGGCUUUUGAAGAUGGAAAUGAGCCACAUAAUCCAACAAUUAAGGCAGUUGGGGAGGAGGUUGCGAGAAAAUGUCAAGGAGUUCCACUCGCUAUAAGGACGAUAGGUGGGAUGCUGCGCACCAAACAUCAUGAAAUAGAAUGGUUGAAUUUCAAAAAAAAGAAACUUUCAAAAAUAAGUCAAGAAGAAACUGAAAUUUUACCAACACUCAAACUAAGUUAUGAUGUGCUCCCAUCACAUUUGAAGCAUUGUUUUGCUUAUUGUAGCUUGUUCCCACCCGAUUAUGAGAUCUCUGUACAGAGAUUGAUUAGACUUUGGGUGGCGCAAGGGUUUAUUAAGUCAUCCGAUGAAAACGAGGGUUUGGAGGAUGUUGCGUUUGAAUAUUACAGGGAAUUGUUGUGCAGAUCGUUUUUUCAAGAAGAAAAAAUAGAUAAGUUUGGUAGAGUAGAAAGUUGUAAAAUGCACGAUCUUAUGAAUGAACUUGCAAUCUUAGUGUCGGGGGUCGGAAGCGCCGUAAUUGAUCUGAACCGAAAGAAUUUUCAUGAAAAGCUUCGUCAUGUAUCUUUCAAUUUUGAAAUUGAUUUGUCGAAAUGGGAAGUGCCAACAUCCUUGCUAAAAGCAAGCAAGAUACGAACCUUUCUUUUUCUUUGGCAACCAGUGGAGCGUGAUCCCCAAAGUUCCUCACGUAAUGCAUUUUAUACUACAAUUGUUUCAAAUUUUAAGUCAUUACGAAUGUUGAGUCUCAAUAGAUUAGGAAUUAAAAGAUUGCCUAAUUAUCUUAGAAAAAUGAAACAUUUGAGAUAUCUUGAUCUUAGUAGGAAUCACAUGGAGAGACUUCCAGAUUGGAUAGUUGGACUUUCGAAUUUGGAAACACUAGAUCUCAGUUGGUGUCAGUAUCUUGUGGAAUUGCCUAAAGACAUUAAAAAAAUGAUCAACUUAAGGCAUCUCAUCUUGGAAGGCUGUAAUUCGUUGAGUGGAAUGCCACGUGGAAUUGGUGAAUUGAAUGGUGUUCGUACAUUGAAUAGAUUUGUUUUGAGCGAAAGCAAUUGUUUGGGGAGGGGCGGUAGUGCUGGUCUUGCUGAGCUGGGGGCCCUUAACGAAUUAAGGGGAGAGUUGGAGAUAAGGAAUUUGAGGCAUGUGGUGUCAGAAUCAAAUGUUGGUACACCUCUCAAGGACAAACAGCAUCUCCAUUCGUUGGAAUUGUGGUGGAAAGAGGAAGAAGAUGUAAAGGCCGUUGAUGAGGAGGAUAUUAUAAAGUCAAUGGAAGUAUUGCAACCCCAUUCUAAUCUAAAGCAGUUGUCCGUGUAUAACUAUAGGGGUGUGAGGUUUGCGAGUUGGUUUUCUUCUCUCAUUAAUAUUGUUAAUCUCAAAUUGAGUAAUUGUAAGAGAUGCCAACAUCUUCCACCCUUGGAUCAUUUGCCUUCCCUUAAAGAAACUUGA